UAUUUUUUAAGGUAGGGAUCACACUCCCUUCUUUUACAUGUGCAUAUACAGUUUUCCCAGCACCAUUUGAAAAGUCUAUUUUUCCCCAUUGUUCCUGCUGGCACCCUUGUUAAAGAUCAUUUGAGCAUAUAUGUGAGGGUCUAUUUCUGGGCUCUGUAUUCUGUCCCAUUGGUCUAUGAGUCUAUCUUUACGCCAGUACCAGGACUGCUACCUCUGGACCAAUUACAGCUGUAGCAUCUGUGUAGCCUUCUCUCCCUAUAGAGGGAAAAUGCACUGAGAUACCCCAUCAUAGAAUCACCACCACUUCCUGACAGCAUCCAAUCCAGAGCAAAGCCCCGCUUCCUUGGGCUCUGUCCAAAAUCACUCAGUAUAAGCCCAAAUCCUAUACAAGCAUACCUGUGUUAUUAUGCUUCACAAGUAUUCCAUGUUUUACAAAUUGAAGGUCUGUGGCAACCCUGCAUUGAGUAAGUGUAUUGGCACUAUUUUCCCAACAGCAUUUAGCAUUUGUUCACUUCGUGUCUCUGUCACAUUUUGGCAAUUCUCCCAACAUUUCUAAAUUUUUAUUAUUAUUAUAUUUGCUCUGGUGAUCUCUGAUCAGUUAUCUUUGAUGUUACUAUUGUAAUUGUUUUGGGGUGCCACAAAUCACACCCAUACAAGAUGACAAAUGUAAUAAAUGUUGUAUAUGUUUUCAAGCUCCACAGACCAGUCAUUCCCCCAGUCUGUCUCCCUCUCCAGUCCCUGAGACACAACAAUAUUGAAAUCAGGCCAAUUAACCACCCGACAAUGGUCUCUAAAUGCUCAAGUGAAAGGAAGACUCACACAGCUUUCACUUUAAAGCAGAAGCUAGAAAUGACUAAGUUUAGUGAGGGAGGCAUGUCAAAAGCCAAGAUAGGCUGAAAACUAGGCCUUUUGUACCAAACAAUCAGCUAAAAUGUGAAUGCAAAGGAAAAGUUCUUGAAGGAAAUUUAAAAUGCUACUUCAGUGAACAUGCAAGUGAUAAGAAAGUGAAGUAGGUUCCCGGCGGUCUUUGGUUGGAGGGUACGGGUUUACAAAAACAUGGGAUUACUAUCUACAAAGUAUAUAGGACAGUAUGCAUCAACAAGAAAGAGAUUCACAUACCAAUUAAAAAACUGGGCAUAGAGAGAAAAAAAAAAGAAAAAAAUAGUCACAAGAUAAGAAAUACAAAUAUAAAAGAAGAAAUGCAAUUUUUCAUAAAUGUUGAAAAAAACCCUGUUUUACCCCAAACGCAUAAAAUGAUACUGCUGAUUCAGUCGGCGGGACCAUCAUUUCAGAUUUGAGUCCAGCUGCUUUUGUUGUCCCUUUCCGUAAAGCCUCAGCACUAUGAGCCUGGGAAACCCUGUAUUUGGGGAAGUUUAGCCUCUACCAAGUUGUGGGAGCUGGGGCCAGACAAGGGUUUGAAGGCGGCUGGGGGUCAGCCGCAUCACCUUCCCCACGUAGUACACAUUCCCACGGUCGCCGUGGUCCUCCGAGGGAGUCCCUGAGCAUCUCAGGCCGGCUUGUCCCAGAGGAAGGGCGUUCUAGCCGGCCGCCUACUCGAUGGUAGGGCUCCUGCUCUCUCGACCCCUGGCCGCUGCCAUGUUGGAGGCUCAGGCAGGGAGCCAUGGCUGCGAGCGGCCGGUGCACAGUCAGAGCUGCGCCAGCUCUGCCGGGCCGAUGCUGGAGGUGCGGCCGGGGCUGUACCUGGGUGGAGCCGCGGCCGUGGCGGAGCCGGACCACCUGAGACAGGUGGGCAUCACGGCCGUGCUGACGGUGGACUCGGAGGAGCCCGACUACAAGUCGGGGGCUGGAAUGGAGGGUCUGCGGAGCCUCUUCGUGUCGGCGCUGGACAAGCCCGAGACUGACUUGCUCAGCCAUCUGGACCGGUGCGUGGCCUUCAUCAGCCAGGCCCGCGCCGAGGGCCGCGCGGUGUUGGUGCACUGUCAUGCAGGAGUUAGUCGAAGUGUGGCUAUAAUGACUGCUUUUAUGAUGAAGACUGACCAGCUUACCUUUGAAAAAGCCUAUGAAAGUCUCCGGACCAUCAAACCAGAGGCUAAGAUGAAUGAGGGAUUUGAGUGGCAACUGAAAUUAUACGAGGCAAUGGGAUGUGAAGUAGAUACUUCUAGUGCAAUUUAUAAGCAGUAUCGUUUACAAAAGGUCACAGAAAAGUAUCCAGAAUUACAGAACUUACCUCAAGAACUCUUUGCUGUUGACCCAACCACCAUUUCACAAGGAUUGAAAGAUGGUAUUCUCUACAAAUGUAGAAAGUGCAGGCGAUCUUUAUUUCGAAGUUCUAGUAUUUUGGAUCAUAAUGAAGGAAGUGGUCCCAUAGCCUUUGCCCACAAGAGAGUGACACCAUCUUUCAUGCUCACCACAGGGAGUCAGGCUCAAUGUACGUCGUAUUUCAUUGAACCUGUACAGUGGAUGGAAUCUGCUUUGUUGGGCGUGAUGGACGGACAGCUUCUUUGCCCCAAAUGCAAUGCCAAGUUGGGUUCUUUCAACUGGUAUGGUGAACAAUGCUCAUGUGGUCGAUGGAUAACACCUGCUUUUCAAAUACAUAAGAAUAGAGUGGAUGAAAUGAAGAUGCUGCCAGUUUUGGGAUCACAAACAAGAAAAAUAUGAACUUGUGACAUUUUUGAUAGCUUGGAGAGAAACUUGCUGAUACGUGCUUCCCUUGCUUAUUGUCAUUCGUGGCAGAUUGUCUAGUUUGUAGGCCAUCAACAUUUCAUUUGACGUGAAGAGGAAACUGUGCUUUGUUAUUUGUUAGUCUCUUACACUAUUUAAGUAGAAUACAUGGAAAUCAAAACUUUAAUCAUGUAAAUUGUACUUUAUUUGAUAUUAAAAUUUUCUAUAACCCAUAUUCUUUGUUUCAUAUUUUUCAAAAGAGUUCUGAUUUUGGGUAUGUUAGUUAUGUGAUAUUAAGGUCUGGAUAGACAAUUAUUUAUAAAAAUUGGAAAUUAUCAUGUUUAAACAGAUUUUCUUUUAUUUCUAGAAAUGUAAAGCAGAUUUGUUUGCACAUAUUUUGAAACAUUUCUCUUUCUUUAAAUGACAUUAGUAAAUUUACAUAUGUCUGGAUUUUUCUUGGAACUGUAGAAGGAAGGGCUAUUAGAGUUGUUCUUAAGACAUUUUGCAUAUUUACAAGUGAGUAUGUCUAUAUGUAUAUAAACACCAAAAUGGGAGUAGUUUUAAAUGGAAAAAGUGAAAAUAAACCUCUUUAAAAAUA
Ailuropoda melanoleuca (giant panda) is the source of this 3220-nucleotide messenger RNA. RefSeq names its product dual specificity phosphatase 12 (gene DUSP12). Gene Ontology annotation, cellular component: nucleus. Bases 1558 to 2619 code for a protein of 353 amino acids. The record is from RefSeq and is a predicted model, not a curated record. Gene Ontology annotation, biological process: protein dephosphorylation. Gene Ontology annotation, molecular function: protein tyrosine/serine/threonine phosphatase activity. The transcript is spliced from 6 exons. NCBI's taxonomy places the organism in Eukaryota, Metazoa, Chordata, Mammalia, Carnivora, Ursidae.